Messenger RNA from Heteronotia binoei (common prickly gecko), 3051 nucleotides. Its product is annotated as interferon-inducible GTPase 5-like. Gene Ontology annotation, cellular component: membrane. The record is from RefSeq and is a predicted model, not a curated record. The transcript is spliced from 3 exons. Gene Ontology annotation, molecular function: GTP binding; GTPase activity. NCBI's taxonomy places the organism in Eukaryota, Metazoa, Chordata, Lepidosauria, Squamata, Gekkonidae. Bases 245 to 1429 code for a protein of 394 amino acids.
AGUGGGAUUUCAGACUUUCCUCAAGAUAGCAGGGGGUUUCAAAGAGCAGAGAAGGAAGGAAUCCUAAUAAAACAGCCGAUCACCACCAGCUUCUCAAAAGAGCACUUGUCUGAAAAGGCUGAGAGAGUUUCUGAGACCCAGGGGAGAAAGUCCACCCAGACAAGCUCCAGGUGGCCAUUGAUCCUCAUUCCUGAAAGAAGCCCUUGGCUACAAAUGAUCUACUGAAGCAUCCUGAAGAACAGCUAUGGCUGGCACCAACUCAAAACAAUCCUUAAAAGAGGAUCUUGCUGGGAUGAAGACCACUUUGGGACAAAAAUGCCUCCAAGAAGUAUUAGCUAAUGUUGAUAAAGAGUUGGAACUGUUAAAGAACACAAAGCUUGAUAUUGCUUUCACAGGGGAAUCAGGGGCUGGCAAAUCAUCCCUUGUGAACGCCUUUCGGAAUAUCUCCGAUUACGAAGAAGGCGCAGCUAAAAUAGGGGUGGAACAGAUUACGAUGUUUCCAGAGAGAUAUCCCCAUCCUAAAUUCCCAGAACUAACAUUAUGGGAUCUACCAGGAAUCGGGACACGUGAAUUUAAGCCAAAAGAAUACCUAGAGAAAGUCAAUUUUAGCAGGUAUGACUUCUUCAUCAUUGUCGCCUCUGAACGCUUCACGGUGAAUGAUGCAAUGUUGGCCAUGGAAAUCCAAAAGAUGAAUAAGAGGUUUUACUUCGUUCGCACCAAAGUGGAUCAGGCGAUCAAUUCUGAGAGAAGGAAGCCAAACUUCAAUAAGGCACGGAUGCUGGAAAGGAUAAGAACAUAUUGCCUCUCCAAUUUGAGAGAAGAAGGAGCAGUCAACCCAAGGGUUUUUCUCAUAUCCAGCUGGCAUUUGAAUAUGUAUGAUUUCCCUCUCCUACAGAAGACCCUCGCGGAUGACCUGAAUGAUAUCAAGAGAUCUCUUCUAAUCAUGGCGAUGCCGGCUUUCUCAAGAGAACACCUGCAAGAGAAGAAGGCUGCUAUGGAGGCCCUCAUCUGGAAAAAGGCCCUUUUGUCUUGUGGCGUCGGAGUGCUCCCUAUCGCAGGUCUCUCUCUCAUUUUUGAUAUUACCCUCUUGGUGAACACGAUGAAAGAGUUCUGCAGGAACUUUGGAUUAGACGAAGAGUCCCUCCGUAACCUUGCCCAGCGGGUUGGCAAACCUGUUGAUGUGCUGAAAUCUGCGAUCAAAAAGACUCCGAAGGCCCAGAUCGACUCGGAAUUUGUGCGUUCUCGGAUGACCGCGUCACUGAUGGUUGUCUCUGCAACGGUGCUGGAGGAGGUUUCAGAUUUCGUGCCUGUCUUAGGCUCUCUGAUCGGUGGAGUGAAUUCUUUUGCCACCACAUAUUUCCUGCUGAAGGACUUCCUACAAGAUGCAGUGGAAGAUGCCGAGAGUGUUCUAGCAAAAGUUGCUGAGUAAAGAUCCUGCUGAAAAGACCUUCAUUACCCUUUGGGUAGCAAAGAAAAGACAGACUUUUCAGAGCAAAUAAUAUCCGUUACUUCCCUCUAAAGAAAGCUUACCCACUCCUGUUAGACUCUUGAGCGGGGUUGCUGGAUCUGACCUUAGCCAGAGACCAAUCUUGUACCUUUAAGAGAACAGAGUUUCCUUAGGCUCUGCUUCUCAUUCUACUCUAGCAGCUUUCUUUUAUAUGUAACCCUUAAAAGUACCAGAGUUCUCUCAAACUGGGUUUGUGUACUCAUACAAAAAAGUGCAGAUAUAGUUUUUGAUGGCUUUUUUUUUUGUAGCAGGAACUCCUUCGCAUAUUAGGCCACACACUCCUGAUGUGGCCAAUCCUCCAAGAACUUACAGAGCUCUUCGUACAGGAACUACUGCAAGCUCCAGGAGGAUUGGCUACAUCAAGGGGGUAUGGCCUAAUAUGCAAAGGAGUUCCUGCUACAAAAAGCCCUGGUUUUGGGGAAAACCAUAGGUUUCUGCCACGAUUAUCUUGUGCUGUUUUCCGGACAUUCUGUUUCAAGAUACGGUUGCCAGGUCCAUCUCAGAAAAUGUCUAGGGAUUUUGGGGGUGGGGUCUGGAGACUUCCAGCAGUGCAGUUCCUCCGAAUACAAUCUUCAUUUUCCCAGCAGCUGCACCUCCACUAUAUAAAAGUGAGUACACACACUCACAAAGCAGUGAAAAUAAACACAAACAUUUUGUAAGUACUUUUGUGAUCUCACUGGGGCAAUUUUAAAGUCAACACCUUUCUCCAUGCAACCGUGAGACUACCUCCAAACAACAGAAAUGUAGAAAAAGUCCAGGAGGGAGGUAGAUGUUUUGCUGUGUCUCCAGCCUCCAAUGACAUUUCCCCACCUCAACCUCCCUUCCUUCUAAGUCCUUGGGAGUCUGACAGAUGAGAGGCCCAGAAGCCUGGUGGAAGAAUCCCAUCAACCUUUCAGGAUCCUCAUUAGGGUUGCCAAGUCCCCUGCGUCCCGGCCUGGUACCUAUUGUACCAUAGAGUUUUCCCUCCCAAAUGGCUAGAGCAUCUGGGAAACCACUGAGUUUUCCCAGAAAUGCCUAGAGUGCCCGCUGCGCGCCACCACUGGCAUGAUGACGUCUCUUCCGGGUAAUAUCAUCACUCUGGCAACAUAGACGGAGAUUCCCUCUACCGGCCCAAAGUAGGUCAGUGGGUUGGGAACCUCUCGGGUGGGGGAACCCCCGCCUGGACCGGGGACUUGGCAGCCCUAAUCCUCACACAGGAAGCUAUGAAACAGCUUUGCUUGGGAACCAAGCUUUAACUAGAAGGGCAGGAGAGUGGUAGGGUGGCAGCUAGUAUUUAGGGUGGCUAACAAGCAUUAAGCUUGCUGCCCUUUCUUUAACCUUUCAAGAGUAUUUGCAAUGCGUGAUGGCAUAUGGUUCAUGCUUCCAUAUACUUUCUAUUCCGUAUAUUUACUAUUGGGGACUGGAUUAGAUGUGCCCCAUAUACACAUCUUUCUGUGCUUUCUCUAGCCAUGCCUCUUACCAUUUGUUCAUAUAACAGGAGGUUACUUUUGUAAUGUAUUGUACCACAGUGCCUUCCAAUAAACCUUUUCGAUUUGUAUCAGUAA